CGGACCUUUUCUUCCCGGGUGUUGUUUCCGGAGGAUCACAUGCUGACGAACGUGUUGGAGCCCAAGUUCCCAGGUCUUUGAAAUCUGGCACUAGCAGCCAUGGCCGGGCAGUGCCUUCUGGUACCCCGGCUUCAGGGUGUUUCGCGGGAGCAGUUCUUGGAGCAUCUCUACCCACAGAGAAAGCCUGUUGUGUUGGAAGGACUUGACCUGGGGGCAUGUACAAACAAAUGGACAGUGGAUUACCUGAGCCAAGUUGGAGGGACGAAAGAAGUAAAGAUUCAUGUUGCUGCAGUUGCACAGAUGGACUUCAUUAGUAAGAACUUUGUGUAUAGAACUUUACCUUUUGACAAGUUGGUCCAGAGGGCAGCUGAAGAAAAGCAUAAAGAAUUUUUUAUUUCAGAGGAUGAGAAAUACUACUUGAGAUCACUUGGAGAAGACCCAAGAAAGGAUGUUGCAGAUAUCAGAAAACAGUUUCCAUUAUUAGAAGAAGAUAUUAAAUUUCCAAAAUUCUUUAAAGAGGAGCAGUUCUUUUCCAGUGUUUUUCGAAUUAGUUCACCUGGAUUACGACUUUGGACUCACUAUGAUGUAAUGGAUAACUUCUUAAUACAAGUGACAGGGAAAAAGCGUGUUACACUGUUCAGCCCUCGAGAUGCCCAAUAUUUGUAUUUAUCAGGUUCUAAAUCAGAAGUGCUGAAUAUAGACAGCCCAGACUUGGAUAAAUAUCCACUCUUUUCCAAAGCAAGAAGGUAUGAAUGUUUCCUUGAAGCUGGUGAUGUAUUAUUCAUUCCUGCGUUGUGGUUCCAUAAUGUAAUUUCUGAAGAGUUUGGAGUGGGAGUGAAUGUCUUUUGGAAGCACCUUCCAUCUGAAUGCUACGAUAAAACAGAUACCUAUGGCAACAAAGACCCUGUGGCAGCGUCAAGAGCUGCUCAAAUCCUGGACAGAGCUUUGAAAACCCUGGCUGAAUUACCAGAGGAAUACAGGGACUUCUAUGCACGGCAAAUGGUUUUACGUAUUCAAGACAAAGCCUACAGCCAGAACUUCGAAUAAAAAAUGAACUGAAUGCAAUGAAAAUUAAAAAAUAGAAUUCAGCUCAAGGAUUGGAAAAGUACAAGAUGUAAAUUUUUAAAGAUUGUUUUUAAAAUAGGAAAGACAUGUCCAUCUCAGAUUUACAAUAUGAAGAAAGGGAGGUGCCUCUGGUUUUUACUUGGUAUAGAUUAAGAAUGCUGUAGUGGGGCCACUCUGGCAUCAAUAUUCAAAUAACUAAAAUUCCAGUGUAGUAAGAUAUAUUGCUAUCUUAUCAAUGUAGUAAGAUACAUUGCUAUAUCACACUACAUAAAGUCUAUUGGUGGAAGGCGCUUUGUUCUUUCCUGUCAUUCAGUAAUGCCACCAAAAACUUGGUAGUUUUCCCCCCUUCUCUCCAAUCACAGUAUUGGCAUCAUCUGAGGGCUAGCUACCCUUGUGGUCAGGGGAUGAAUGCCAGUAGCAGCUGGAGCCUUGUGCCUCUUCAUUUGUAUGCAGUGAAGGAGUCUGGCUGGGUUCUGCAAGCCCUCUUACUAUGAGGAAACAUUCCCAGAAUUCCCUACUUAGCCCUUAGCGCUUACUGCUAUCAAGGGGCUUCAUGCUGUCCGUCCCAGAGCCAGUCGUUGUCAGAGGGUAGAAAACAGGUUGGGAGUGGGAUACCAUGGGAACAGAAUGAUUCUUUAAACCAGAGUUCUGUUGGGAAAGGAUAAGCGGGAGGCAGCUAACACCAUUCACUGCUACAUUUGUCAUAACCAGAAUCUUGGAGGCACUUUGUAAAACAGGUGAGUAGCUCCAACUCUGUAGGCUUUCAGUAUGUUUUGGGUUUGGUAUAAAUAUUUAAUAAUGUCUUACAUUGUGCUUUGAAUAAUCAGGACUAGGAAUAACAAGAUUUGAUGAUACACGAGUUCUGACUUGUCCAAAGUAAAUGUUUCAUCUGAUCCUGGCCUUUCCUGUCACCCAAAUGUCAAGUCUGCCUCAUCUUAGUUUAUACUUAUAUAUCCCCAAUUAAAUACUUCUUUACUACCAGUUUUUCAAAUAUAUGUUUUUAAAGAAUGAAAAUUCUGUUGUAAUCUUUGAAAAUGAGCCAUUGUAUGUGUAUGUGUGCUGGUCUUUCAAAAGAAUUUUU
Molecule: messenger RNA, 2146 nt
Organism: Nannospalax galili (Upper Galilee mountains blind mole rat)
Lineage: Eukaryota; Metazoa; Chordata; Mammalia; Rodentia; Spalacidae
Gene: Tyw5
Product: tRNA-yW synthesizing protein 5
Exons: 8
Coding region: 100-1047 (315 amino acids)
Biological process (GO): wybutosine biosynthetic process
Molecular function (GO): tRNA binding; 2-oxoglutarate-dependent dioxygenase activity
Source: RefSeq, a predicted model, not a curated record